AUGGCUGCAUGGAGGUGUUCAUUGAAAGCACAUUUGCUGCGGUUACCGAACAUGAAUUCACAUUGUGGAUUUUCUGUGGCAAGAGUCGCUAAUGAUAAUAUUUUUGUCCGGGAUAAAGACUCUCAUCUAAGAAAAGAAAAUUUGGGUUCGCUUCAGAUUAAAAAUAUACAUGGCCCUGAAGGGACCUGUUUUGAGGGGGGAGUGUUCCCAGCAAAACUAAUUUUCCCACCAGACUAUCCACUAAGUCCACCAAAAAUGCAGUUUACAUGUGAGAUGUUCCACCCUAACAUAUAUGCAGAUGGAAGGGUAUGCAUUUCUAUUUUGCAUGCUCCUGGAGAUGAUCCUAUGGGAUAUGAAUCAAGUGCUGAGCGAUGGUCUCCUGUACAAAGUAACCAAAUGACGAAAGUGGUGCAAAUGUUGAUGCAGCUAAAAUGUGGAGAGAAAAUAGGGAAGAAUUUAACAAAAUAG
Messenger RNA from Acanthoscelides obtectus, 468 nucleotides. The record is from the annotation of a GenBank genome assembly. NCBI's taxonomy places the organism in Eukaryota, Metazoa, Arthropoda, Insecta, Coleoptera, Chrysomelidae.